AUGAUACUUUAAUUCAAAUGUGAAAGAUUACAUUAUAUUCUAAACACUCAUUAUGUAGUCAAUGUUUAUAAAGAUAAACUAACCAUAGGCAAGAAUGUAUAAAUUUAUUUUUACAUUUAAAAGAGUCAUCCAAAAUAUGAGUACAAAUUUACAUUAGAAAAUGUGUUACAUUGGUACAUAGAAGGGUUCAAAAUUCAAGCCUUUGGAAUCAAACACAACAAUCUUAUCAAAUUCUUCAAAGCCAAUCAUAAAGAUUUGGAUUAAUUAAGGAUUCUUAGUAGAGGUCUUAUCUAUUUCGAUAAUCUUGUAGAAUUCUAUAAACAAAUAGAUAUAGAUGAUUCUUCAAAAAUAUUGGAUCAAUUUUCUCAGGAAACAUAUACAUUGAAAUCCUUAAACGAUGUAUAGUUACAGAGAUAAGUUCCAUUUUUGAGAUCUUUGAAUCACCCAAAUAUUCUUAGAGUUAGAGAAUGCUUCUUAUAUAAUAACCAACCUUAUGUAGUCACAGAAUAUGUUAGUGGAACUAGUUUAUAGAAUUACUUGGCUAAAAAUCCAAAAUCCAGCCAUCUGCAAUGCUAAUCAAUUAUUAUUGUAAGUCUUAAAGUCUGACAUAAGCAACUCUUAAGGGCACUAAAAGUCUUACACGAGAAUCACAUUAUUCAUGCGACAAUCCAAGCUAAAUUUCUUCUAUUUAAAUCUGAUUUAAUCAAAAUUAUAGAAUUUUCUUAAGCAUUCUAAUCAGAAGAAAUCGAUUCUUAAGAUAUAAAAAACUGUGGAUCAAUUCUAUUCCAAUUGUACACAUAUAUUUUAAUAUAUAUAUUUAGAUAUACUAACAAACUUUAUAAUAAUUAUGAUUAGGCCACUGUACAGUCCAUACUUUAGGCAAAUUAAACACCAAAUCAGGCAUAAGAUUUAAUCUUGAAAAUGCUAUUUAAAUAAUAAUUUACUGUUUACUAAUCUUUAGAACAUCCCUACUUUUCAAAUACUUUGAAUCCUUAAGAAAAAAAAAGAAGAUUUUAGAAUUUUCAAAAAGCUCAAAGAUCAACUUCAGAAAUGGAUGAAUCAGAAGCUGUCUCUCAAUAUGUACCAGAAUUAUAAACUAAUAAAAGUAAAUCACUUAGACAACUAUUAUGA
Molecule: messenger RNA, 1131 nt
Organism: Paramecium sonneborni
Lineage: Eukaryota; Ciliophora; Oligohymenophorea; Peniculida; Parameciidae
Source: the annotation of a GenBank genome assembly